AAACACCAACGGUUAAAAGCUUUUUAUUAAAACCUCAAUCAUCAUCGUCUUCUUCGAUAAUAAAUUUUGAUUUUUUACCAGGCCAAUGGGUGGAUGUUUUUAUACCAAACAUACCAAUAACAGGCGGAUUUACAAUAACAUCUACCCCACUAUACUAUAAAAAAACCUCGUUAUUCGAAUUAGCGAUAAAAUAUUCAUCUCACCCUCCCUCAAAAUGGUUUCACGAGUCAUCAAAAAUAGGCGAUUUUGUCAAAGUUAGAAUUGGUGGUGAAUUUGUUUGGGAUGACAAAAAAGAAAAAUCCACAAAUAACAUUCUGUUCAUUGCUGGUGGUGUUGGAAUCAAUCCAUUGAUGAGCAUGUUACAAUCGAUUUUUGAAAAAAAUAUCAAAGGAAUUGGUGGUGUAGAUAAUGAUGAUGGAUUUGUCAAUAGGAUUCAAUUGUUAUAUAGCGCAAGACGGUUUAACGAGCUUUUGUUUUACAAUAGAAUUGAAAAUAUAAGAAUUCAAUCGUCACAUAUUUUGGAUUGUAAAUGUUUCUUAACUAGAGAAGAUGGUGAUCUAUCAUCUUUAUCAUCAUCUCUAUCACCACCUAAUCGAGUAGAUGAAAUCACUACGGAAAAUAAAACUGUUUAUGGACAGAGAAUCAGCAAACAGAUUAUAAGAGAUGUUAUUGACAAGGAGAAGAAAGAAACUAAUGAUGAUUUAAACGGUUUCAAGUGUUUUAUAUGUGGACCUAGCCAAAUGGAAGAUGAUAUUAUUAGUUGGUUGAAAGAAACUGGCGUUGAUGAUAAAAAAAUCAUUAGCGAAAAAUGGUGGUAA
Messenger RNA from Entrophospora candida, 818 nucleotides. NCBI's taxonomy places the organism in Eukaryota, Fungi, Glomeromycota, Glomeromycetes, Entrophosporales, Entrophosporaceae. The record is from the annotation of a GenBank genome assembly.